CCCGGCAGGGCGUGCUCCAGUCCAAGGCAGGAUCGGGUUCCCCGCCUUCCAGUCCGAAAAUCCCGCCAAGGGAGCCGCAGAGCAGAGGAAAAGCCAAAGUGGAGAGAGGGGAAGAAAGGGACCAGUGAGUCACCGUGCGUGCCGGAGGCAGGGAGCAGGCGCCGCGGCGAGCAGCAGCGACUCGGGUACCUGGACUCCGCGCAGAAAACCUCACCCUCAUCAACAAAGGCAGCCUGAGCGCGCACAGCACGUUUGCAACUCCAAGACCCCUAGAGACUGCCUAAGAUGCCAGAAGGUAAGUUUGACCAGAUGAAAUGAGUAGGAGGAAAGAUGUGUGGCAGGUGUGAAGAAAAGGAAAUCUGAGUCAGAGUGAAAAAAAAAUCCAUACCAAGGUAUAGCCAGGUUUAUCAUCAUCUAUUGGAACUUGAGCAACUAUUGAAAAUAAGUGCGGAACAGAGGAAGAUGUGACCACUCUUCUUAAGAAUGCAGACCCAACAGUACCUGCAGCAGCGUCGAAAGUUUGCAGCUGCCUUCUUGGCAUUUAUUUUCAUUUUGGCAGCUGUGGAUACUGCUGAAGCAGGAAAGAAAGAGAAACCAGAAAAGAAAGUGAAGAAGUCUGACUGUGGAGAAUGGCAGUGGAGUGUGUGUGUGCCCACCAGCGGGGACUGUGGGCUGGGCACCCGGGAGGGCACCCGGACCGGAGCUGAGUGUAAACAAACCAUGAAGACCCAGAGAUGUAAGAUCCCCUGCAAUUGGAAAAAGCAAUUUGGAGCGGAGUGCAAAUACCAGUUCCAGGCCUGGGGAGAGUGUGACCUGAACACAGCCUUGAAGACCAGAACCGGAAGCCUGAAGCGAGCCCUCCACAACGCCGACUGCCAGAAGACAGUCACCAUCUCCAAACCCUGUGGCAAACUGACUAAGCCCAAACCUCAAGCAGAAUCUAAGAAGAAGAAAAAGGAAGGCAAGAAACAGGAGAAGAUGCUGGACUAAAAGAUGCCAUCUUCUGUGGACCACGAAAAGGACAACAGCAAACAGGAUCAGUUAACUAUUGCAUUUAUAUCUACCAUAGGCUUUUUAUUCAAAAAUUAUCUAUAGCUUAAGUACACAAUAGGCAGAAACAAAAAGAAAAGAAAAAUUUUGUAGUAGCAUUUUUUUAAAUGUAUACCAUAGUACAACUAGGGCUUAUAAUAAAGGACUGUAAUCCUAUUUAGAAAGUUGACUUAUAGGACAUGAUAAGUGAUAGAAAAUUGAGGUAAGUUUUUUGAAGUUAUGUGAUAUUUUACAUUUAAAAUCUUUUUUUACACUUUUUUUUCCUUUUGGCAGCAAUUUAAAUGUUAUGACCAUGUAAACUACUUCUCUUGUUAGGUAAUUUUUUUCACCUAGACUUUUUUUCCCAAUUGAGAAAAAUAUCUACUAAACAAAGCAGCAAUAAAAUAUGAUCAUCCUAUUUGAGGAAAAUAUCUUUUUUUCUGCCAGUGGAUUUUAAAAAAAUUUUAGUCAGCAAAAUGAGGGGAGGGGGGUCGUAGUUCAAUGUUGACUUUUUUAAAAAGAAAAUCAUUAAAACAUGCAGUUAUUUCACUUUGGCAGAAAUAUUUGUUUUCUUGAAAAAUUAUUUUUCCAUAUGAGGAAAAAAAAAAGAGUAGGAAAAUAAAUCAAGGUGAUGCU
Hippopotamus amphibius kiboko is the source of this 1665-nucleotide messenger RNA. RefSeq names its product pleiotrophin (gene PTN). Bases 484 to 990 code for a protein of 168 amino acids. Lineage: Eukaryota; Metazoa; Chordata; Mammalia; Artiodactyla; Hippopotamidae. The transcript has 7 exons. The record is from RefSeq and is a predicted model, not a curated record. Gene Ontology annotation, molecular function: growth factor activity.